This is a messenger RNA of Wyeomyia smithii (pitcher-plant mosquito), 1398 nucleotides long. RefSeq lists its product as uncharacterized. Gene Ontology annotation, molecular function: metal ion binding; single-stranded DNA endonuclease activity; RNA endonuclease activity. The transcript has 4 exons. Gene Ontology annotation, biological process: apoptotic DNA fragmentation. Gene Ontology annotation, cellular component: mitochondrial inner membrane; nucleus. The coding region runs from base 17 to 1225 and encodes 402 amino acids. NCBI's taxonomy places the organism in Eukaryota, Metazoa, Arthropoda, Insecta, Diptera, Culicidae. The record is from RefSeq and is a predicted model, not a curated record.
AGCAGCCAUCAUCAGUAUGUCGUACUUAGUGAAAGCAGUCUCCCUUAUUUUUUUACUGAUCGUAAUUGCAAUUACAGCAGAAUGUGCAGUGGUUACGUCUACGCAUACGAACCGUAAACGACCACGGCCUUCGAAUAGUCCAAACUCAAGAAUUGCUUGUGACGUAAGCAUCCGCAAGAAUCUGCCUUUGAACGCUCCGGUUUUCUCCAAGAACGGAGAGUUGGAAGUCCCUUCCGGAGGUGUAUUUGAAUGGGAGCAGCAUGAGUCCGUAGAUGUCCUCUGUUAUGAUCGAAAUAACAAAUUGGUUAAUACUAAACGCCCACAGGACGCUGUCCAACGUUACAACGGACAACGGUUUAGAGUGGGUCCCAGCAUCACCACCAUCAGUGCGAUCGAAUGCGAAAAUAAAAAUACAGGAGAUGUUGAAGCUACGAAACUCCCCUGUGCUGGUUCCGGGCUACUGAGGCACGUUGGUUUUCGAAGUAAAACUGAAUUCCUCAAACUGUAUGAAUCCUGCGUUGAUGAAGCGAAAGCUGCGGUCCUCUACACACACCAUAAACUGUACGGCACGGAAAUUAAAAGUAAAACAAUUUCAAAACGGGUGGAUUUUAAAUCUGAAAGUUUUCCAAGGUCAACGAACCCUCGAACAGCGUACACCCAAAACGAACAAGUUGACAGACUAGCCAAAUUGCUGAAAUCUCCAUCUGCAGCCAAGAAAUAUGUCAACGCAACUUUGUUUCUCCAACGAGGUCACCUAACGCCAGAUGGAGAUCAGCUGCUAAACACUUGGCAAUGGGCGACUUAUUUCUAUAUCAACGUUGCACCGAUGUGGUCAACAAUCAACACUGGAAGUUGGAAAAAGCUGGAAGAAACUGUGCGUGAGUUUGCUAGUCGCAAUCGGUUGACUUUGGACGUUUACACCGGUACGGACGGUGUUCUACAACUACAAGGUGUUCCGUUCACGUUGGACAGAAGUAAUCGCAUUCCAGUACCACGCUGGUUAUGGAAGAUUGUUAAGCAUCAAAACACAGCUAUUGUAUUCGUUGUGAGCAAUAAUCCGUUCCAGAAUGAUGCAUUUCCUUGCGGCAGCAAAAAUGUGGGUUACAAUUGGCUGCUCUCGGGUGUUGUCGAAAAAAUGGCUUUCUGCACCGUCGCGGAGGCUCGCCGACAUUUUAAAUCGAUUCCUAGCGAAGCCCAGGCAAGCAAUGUACUGAAAUAUAAAUGAGUAAACAUCCUAUUUUGGUAAUUAUUCCUGCUGUUGAACUGUAUUCGCAUGGGAAAGUUUUAGACUGACAUUGCAAAAAUUAGCGACGUGUCAUUCAAGGUCAUGCUAUUUACGUUAACACCUUUUUUCUUUUUUGAAGUGGAAAAAGAACUUCGGAAAUCAUACUUGCAUCA